Messenger RNA from Papilio machaon (common yellow swallowtail), 3911 nucleotides. RefSeq lists its product as uncharacterized. The record is from RefSeq and is a predicted model, not a curated record. NCBI's taxonomy places the organism in Eukaryota, Metazoa, Arthropoda, Insecta, Lepidoptera, Papilionidae. Gene Ontology annotation, molecular function: protein binding. The transcript is spliced from 9 exons. Bases 1 to 3498 code for a protein of 1165 amino acids. Gene Ontology annotation, cellular component: plasma membrane.
AUGACCUCCCUCUUUCCCCGCAAAGAGGCACCCUCGCCGCCAUACAGGGUUCCGAGGGGUGAAAGCUCCGAAACCGGAGAAGACAUAACUCCUGCCUCCCCUGCUGAGUUCGGGGCGGCGAUUCAAAGUCUGCGCGCCAAAAGGACGGCUCCGGGGCCUGAUGGCAUACCGGGUCGUGCCUGGGUACCGGCGGCGGAUAUCUUCGAGGAGAGAAUCGUCGAACUGUUCAGCGACUGUCUCGCUCAAGGGCGAUUCCCAAAAAUGUGGAAAAAUGGGGCCUUGGUACUAAUUAAAAAAGAGGGUCGACCAACUGACUCUCCUGCGGCAUACCGGCCCAUUGUCUUAUUAGAUGAAGCGGCGAAGGUGCUGGAGCGGCUAAUCGCUAAUCGCCUCGUCCAUCACAUGACGACAGUCGGCCCGGACUUGGACGACAACGUGGGCGGUGCGGGGUGCGGCGAGUUGAGCGGCGGCAUGCGGGGCGCGGCGCUGAUACUGGCCGCGCUGGUGGCACUGGGCGCGCGUGGUGCGGCGGGCGGCUGCGGCGUGGCGGAGUUCGCCUGUCGUGGUGGACCGUGCGUGCGCGCGGACGCGUACUGCGACGGCGAGGCUCAAUGCGCGGACGGCAGCGACGAGCCGGCCGGGUGCUCGGUGUGCAAUCGCACGUACUACGGGCGCGCGGGCGUGGCGUACAGCGUAGCACUGCGUGGCGCGCCGCGGGCGCCCUUCCUGUGCCACCUGACGUUCACUGCAGGCGGAGGAGCACACGGGGACCUAGUGCAGCUGGCGUUUGAUGAGUUCCGUGUGGGGCGCUACGAGGCGGGCGCUCUGGACGGCUGCCCCGACGGCUACAUGCAGCUGUCGGAGUUGGGCCGGCCCUUCACCGGCGGCUCGUGGUGCGGAGCGGCGGACGGCGCGGCGCUCUACUACAGUGAGACGGCUACCGUAACCGUCUCCGUCAAACUGUUCCGCGCGAGGCUCGGGGAACCCUUCGGCUUUCGACUGCGAUAUAAAUUUCUGGCGCAACGCGAUGCAAUCGUAAGAUUUGGCGCAGUUGGCGCGCCACUAGAGCGCGGCGCGGUGGCACCCGGCACCUAUUGCACGCGGACCUACGAAGAAUGCCACCGCAAGCGCUGCCGGCUCCAAAGCCCCAACUAUCCGGGCAUGUACCCACGGAACGUGACGUGUUACUGGAGCUUGCGGCAGAAGGACAUCCCGACGUGCAAGCAUGCGAUGCUCUCCGUGCGCCAGGACCACUCGCAUAAAAUGCAGAUCAAGCGCUCAAUAUCCAUGGCCAGUUUGAACAAGACGGGGCGAGCGGUGCGCGCUUGGCGCGAGUGUACGGGCGAGCGCGACCGGCUCAUCUUCUACGACGGCGCGUCCACUGACGACCCCGUGCUUAUCGAGUACUGUGGCGGUGACUGGCUGCCGCGGGUCACUUCGCGCGGGCCCGAGAUGCUGGUAGCUUUCCACUCGUCACCGUUCAGCGCGCCCCCGCGCCCCGCCGCCCCCGCCGCGCCUCUGAGGGGCUUCGAACUAGACGUCGACGUCGUUUUUGCCGAUUCAGAUUCACUCGAUUACGCUCGAGAAGCGAGACGAUGCGAGUUCCACGUCAAAGCCUCGUCGUCGGAAGAAGAAACGAACGCGACAUCGGCUGGCGGGCGAGGACGCCGCGGCCGACUGCACGCGCCCACGCACACGCUACCUCCUAACACCACUUGCACGUGGACGUUUCAUGGUCGACCAGGAGACCUCGUCUGGAUAUACUUUUCAAGCUUCACACAAUACUCGUUGGUCGAACCGAAGCGGGUCGAAAGCAGCGAACGCGACGAGGAACCCACGCCAGCAUCGUCUCCUAGGCCGCUCUUGCAGGCUGGCGGGAUGCGCGGUAGCGGAGCUCGCGUGGGUGGUGGCUGUGCCGUUGAGCUGCGCAUUUGGGACGGCGGGGGGGAAGGCGAGACGGGGUCUCAGUCACUCGGACAUUACUGUGACAUAGCGCCGGCGCUGUGCGCGCGCGCGGCGCUCGCCAACGCCACGCGCUCGCCGCGCCCUUGCGCGCCGCCCGACGGCUACGUGUCGGCGGCGCCGCUGCUUACGCUAGCGGCUACCUCGGCGCCGGGGACGGCCACUCAUCCUCUCACGUUUUCUCUACAUUAUGAAUUCGUAGACGCCCGGCUGGAAGGUGCGCCUUUGCCCCUCGCCGAAUCGGGUGGGUUGAGAGUCGAGCCGCCAGAAUGCUCUAGACGACUGACCGCUCCGGGACUUUUCGCAUCGCCCCGUAAUGCUCUAUGGUUCGGGCGCGGGGGCGCUCGACGCUUGCGAUGUCUCUACAGAUUGGAGACGGAUGGCGGCCGAGUGGAGCUACGACUACACGCGGCAGCCUUCGGUCGGUCGCCGCGUUGCACAACCAGAGUCGAUUCGGUGACCGGACAACUUAUCUGCGCACCGGACCCGCCGGAGCCGGGAGAAUUGCGACCCAGUGAUGCUCCUUUCGACGGUGUAGAGGACGAUGAUUUAUAUCGGGUGCCACAUUUACGGAUAUAUGAGUCGCCUUGGGCGGGGUACCGCGUGCCGGUGGCGUGUGUGUGCGACAACUCCACCGCGCCGGUGACCAUCAGCUCGGGGGGUCCAGCGCUUGAGCUAGAGCUGGUCGCCGGCAAGCUGCUGGCCGCGGAGGACCAGCGCCACGUGCACUUCCGGGGCGAGUGGGCGCGCACAGUAGCACCGGCGUGCGCCGCGCGCCGUCGUCUUCCACCGCCCGGCAGCACCGUACAUCUGGAUUACCCAUAUAACGUGAACAAGAUGUCGGAAUGUGCGGAAACACCAUUCUUGUUGGCGGCGCGCGGCAACCGGUCGGUGUUCUUGCGCGUGUGGGGAGAAGAGCUGUCCCCGGGAGUGGGGGCGGAGGCGGGAGCGGAGGGGCACUGCGCCACGGCCAACCGCGUGCUCGUGUACGAUGCUCACUCCGCUCGGUUACUAAAGGCGGUGUGCCCCGGCGAGCAGGAGGGGCGCACCGUGCAGCUCUUCACGGAGGAGUGGUGGGCGCGCGGGGCGGGCGCGUCGGCCGGGGGGCGCGGGGCGGCGCUGCUGCUAGUGUGGGCGGCUCGCGAGGCAGGGGCCGCCAAGUUCGCCUGGAUGGAAAUUUGGCGCGCGGGGCCGGGCGUUAACACUAGCGCCUGCGCACACCCAUGCGAGGUCCUGGGCGCCUGCAUGCCUGGCGCGUUAUGGUGCGACGGGCGCGCCGACUGUCCGGGCGGCGGGGACGAGCGCGGCGCGUGCGGCGCGGGCGCGCGUCUCCUGGCGGCGCUGGCGGCGCCGGCUGCGGCUGGUGCGGCGCUGGCGGCGGGCGCGUUGGCGGCGCUAGCACUACUGGCCGUGCUGGCGGUGAGACGCGCGCGCGCUCGCGACAAGCGGCCGCUGGCCGCGCUGGCUGCCGGCCGCCGUCUCACGGACGAACUGCUGUUCGACGCAUCGCGGACCUCCUCCUCGGCAUCCUCCUGACGGCGGGAGCGCUCCGUCGAAUACAUCCACGUGGACCGCGAGACCACAGUCUGACGGAGCGCCCCGCCCGCACUCGACGCUCGCUUUAUGUGAAAUCGUCGCGACGAACUCGAAACUGUAGACUUAUGUAUAUGAAAUCGAGAGUGAGGUCGCGGCGCCAAAAUGUCGAAGAACCUGUGAAACGAUCGCACAGCAUCAUGUAAAUUAUGUAAAAAUCCUUGCGUGUUAUAGAAGAACCGGUGCCCCGCGCCCCGCGUCCGCGCCGCGACCUCCACCUGUACAGCUUUAAGUUACUUAACGGUCGUAGUGUACACGUUUGUGAUCCAUUUAAUUAUAGAAACAUUGAAAUUUGUUUGUCAACGUAUGGACAUUCAUAUUAAACAUAUUAAUACUUUGAUAUUGAAAUCACGAAC